AUGGAUAAUGAUCCAAUAAAUUUGACAAUAACGAGUGCCCCGACAUCUCUGUGUUUCGACAAAAACGCAUUUAUGCAGGUUGAUUUCGACGUUGACCAGUUUGUUGCAGAAUGCCGUCGACAUGUACCGCUUGAAACCCUACGGGAUGAUCUAGAUACCUACUUCAAGUCUUUGAAAAGUGCAAUGGUGGAAUUGAUUAAUAAGGACUAUGCUGACUUUGUGAAUCUCUCCUCAAAUCUGGUUGGUAUGGAUAAAGCUAUAAAUAAUCUUUCUGUUCCCCUGGGGCAACUUAGAGAAGAAGUCUUGGCUGUACGGAAUUCAAUGACAGAUGCUAUGCAGGUUGUGGAAAAAAAGCUAAUUGCUAGAACAGAGAUAAGAAAAAAGAAGGCCACUUUGCAAAGAUUGCAAAAUAUUAUCCAGAGUGUGGAUAAAAUGGAAAAAAUCCUGCAGAUCCAGAAACCCGGUGAAGGAAUGGAACAUGUGUCUCAUAGUGAGUUGACUGGUCAACUGAUUGAACGAGUGGCGUCUGAAUUCAAUCAAUUACAGUUUUAUGUAACACAGAGUAAAGGCUUACCUUUGGUGGAAAAUAUAAGACCUAGGAUUGCGGUCAUAACAACUACAUUGCAGAUGAGCUUGGAGAAUUCGUUUGAAGAUAGUUUGGAGACUGGUAAUCUUCCUGUAUUGAGGCAAUGCUUACGUACAUAUGCUAUCAUUGAUAAAACUAAAGAUGCAGAAAUGCUGUUUCGAACUUUGGUUGUUCGGCCAUUUAUGGAGGAGGUGAUAUCAGAGCAGUACAUCCUAAAUAAUCCACAGGGUCUACAAGGCAUGUACAAUAAAAUAGUAGAAUUUAUACCCAAACACUGUCAGCAUAUCAGAGCUGUUACUUCACCAAUCCAUAGCGGUGGAAGCCAGGAUGUUGUGAGAGGAUAUGACUUUCUUGUUAAUGCGGUCUGGCCUGAAAUAGUGAGCUGCAUUGAAGCAAGGACGCCCUCUAUCUUUGCACCAGGAAACCCUGAUGUUUUUCACCAGAAAUACAUGUUGAGUAUGGAUUUUCUCUGUGCAUUUGAAAGACACUGUGGAUCUCAGGCCAGUGUGAAAAGACUUAGAGCCCAUUCUAGCUACAACACCUAUAUGAGUAAAUGGAGUCUUCCAGUUUAUUUCCAAAUAAGGUUUCAGGAAAUUGCUGGUGCAUUUGAGUCUUCUUUGAUGACCCCAUUCAAUGUUGUGCAAGAGGACUGUGAGUUCAAUUUAGCAGUAUGUUCUACACUAUGGCAAUCUCUGAAAAGCUGCUGGUCAGAUCAAGUCUACAUCUCAGCACUAUGUCAUCGAUUCUGGAAAUUAACAUUACAGUUACUCUCAAGAUGUUCAAUAUGGCUGCAGGAAAUAUGUGAAAAAGAGUUGCCUGAACUCUUAUCCAAUGAGAUUCAGCCUAAACUGGCGGCAUUGAAUUUUAAAAAUAUUGCUGUUAUUGAAGAAGCCUUGAAUGAAGGUAGAGAAGCAUUGAUCGUGCCCAUUCCAGCAAUCAUUAAUUAUGUUAUUAAAGAAAUCCAUUCACAAUGUGUUGUACAUUUCAAGGCUGUUAAUGAUAUACCAAGACUGUAUAGAAGAACAAAUAGAGAGAUUCCAAGUAAAGCAUCAGUCUAUGUUGACAACAUAAUCAAACCAUUGCAGUUAUUUUUAGAAGAAAAUGGGGAAAAGAUAAAAACAGACAGACGAGGAGAGUUGUUGUCGGGUAUAUUAACACUUUUAACUCAAGAAUAUUUUGGAGUCACGUCUGAUGUACUGGAUUCUGUGCGCAAAAUGGAGGAAAGCUUGAAAAAAUUGAAGAUGCGUAAAGUGACAUCAGUCAGCAAUUUCAGUGCCAAUGGGAUGAGUGAUGAUGAUAAAAUAAGGCUACAAUUGGCUCUCGAUGUCAGACAGUUUGCAGAAGAGAUGGAUAAUCUUGGUAUAAAAAGUUCAGAUAUUCCCAAAUAUGAUUCGUUAUCAGAGUUGGUAAAAAACGCUGCUACACAUUCAUAGCACAUGAGUUGAUGGUUUCCCAGCAUGCAACACAGAUGUUGGUUUCCCAGCAUGCAACAUAGAUGUUGAUGGUUUCCCAGCAUGCAACACAGAUGUUGAUGGUUUCCCAGCAUGCAACACAGAUGUUGAUGGUUUCCUAGCAUGCAACACGGAUGUUGAUGGUUUCCCAGCAUGCAACAUAGAUGUUAAUGGUUCCCAGCAUGCAACACAGAUGUCAAUGGUUUCCCAGCAUGCAACACAUGAGUAGAUGGAUUCCUAGCAUGCAGUACAGAUGUUGGUUUCCCAGCAUGCAGUAGAUGUUGGUGGUUUCCCAGGAUGCAGCACAUAUGUUGAUGGAUUCUCAGCAUGCAAUAAAUAUGUCGAUGGUUUCCCAGUAUUCACCACAUACGUUGAUGGAUUCCCAGCAUGCAGCAGAUAUGUUGCUGGUUUAAUUUCCCAGAAUGCAUCACAUAAUGUGAUAGUAUCCCAACAUGCUCCACAUAAAAUGCUACACAAAUGCAUGGGAAAGGGAAUUUACAUGUUCAAUGACUGGUUCCUGCAAGUAAUCAUAGUUGGAUCAUUGCUAACAUUGAACACCGAGAUGCAAUGUUAAAUGAAAUAAGACAAUAGAUGCCCUGUAUUCUAUAGAGGGAGGUAAUUUGUGAACAUAUGAAGUAUGGGUAUUAUUUGAAAAUUACUUUUUUUCCUGUUAAUUUUAUUACUGGAGUGCAAUACUUGAUGUUUCAUAGCAGGUGUCAUCAUAUCAUAUUUGUCAAAUAAUAAUAAUAUAUGAUUCAAUAUGUAGUUUUAGAUGAAUUAAUCUGCUUAAUACAGGAACCUUGUUUUGAAGUAACAGCUGCAAACAUACAUUGUAUGUUUAAUAGACUCUAAUCUUGUUUUUUGUUGGGGGCGGGGGUUGUACUGAUGCAGAGAAUGAAUUGAAUAAUUACGCUGAUCUCUGUAAACAAUUACAGCAUGUGUAGUUAAAUAAUGUACUUCAUCCAGAUUGUUUUCUUCAUAUGUGGUGAUUGGUAUUUUGUGGAACGAAGUCUUGAAUAUUCAUUUUCGAUUUAACUUAUCAGUGGAAUAUUGUAAUUUGUAUGGUUUUAUUGAACAUUAAAAUGAAAUGUUGGUG
This is a messenger RNA of Saccoglossus kowalevskii, 3133 nucleotides long. RefSeq names its product conserved oligomeric Golgi complex subunit 2-like. NCBI's taxonomy places the organism in Eukaryota, Metazoa, Hemichordata, Enteropneusta, Harrimaniidae. The record is from RefSeq and is a predicted model, not a curated record. Gene Ontology annotation, biological process: intra-Golgi vesicle-mediated transport; Golgi organization; protein transport. Gene Ontology annotation, cellular component: membrane; COG complex.